CUCAUUUACCGACGUGAGUUGACGAGGUUCGGUCCCACAAAAAAAAAAAAAAAAGGGACUUGGCGAGGGUUUAAGAGCCCGAGCAGAGCAGAGUACUGGCAAGCAGCGGUUACUGCAACGUCCUUCGUUGUCCCUGCGCGAACGAUCAUGACGGAGACGGUGAGACUUCGACUGGUGUUCGAGGACCAGCACAUGCUGAGCAAGUCGAAGAAGAAGGAGGGGCUCCAGCAAAGCUGGUGUCUGCUAAAACCCCAAGCCAACACCAUCUCCGAUGUAGCCUCCCAUAUUUUCGACACUUUCCACCUGCAUCGGACUUGCCCCAAUGGCAUAAUCCUCUCCAUGGAUGGUUUUGUUUUACCGCCUUUUGAAUCACGUGCCAUUUUGAAGGAUAAAGACAUAGUCUGUGUGAAAAUAAAAGGAAGCUCACCUACUGCUUCUGAAGCUGCAAUGCUGACAUCUACACCCCAAGGGCUUCUAUGUGUAGAGCUUCCCAAGCUUCUUGCAAACGAGAAGUUUCAAGAGGAGACUGGAGGAUAUGAAACCGUGUCUGAAGAGGAUGACAUUGACCCAUUUAAAGACACAGUUUAUCUUGAAUCUAAAUCACCAAACAAUGCAGUCUCAAAGAAAAGAAAGGCAACGAAGAAGCUCAGGGAUUCGAGGAAGAAGAUUAAGUUAUCAUCUUGUGUAAAGUUGGCUGUCACUCCUGGGGAAUCUUUGGAGAACAAUGGAAGCUUUCAAGGUUGCGGUAUUCAUCACCAAUCAAUUCUUGUCAACAAGAACAAUGGCGAGCCUUCUAAUUUAUCUAGCCAGCUAGAUAAGUCAAAAACCAUCGAUAUUCAAAAACAGAGCAAUGGAAUCAGUGAACCUAUGCCCAAUGAAGCAAGGUUCUCUCAGGCCCAAGAUGAUGGCAAGGGCAAUGUUGAUAUAUCGAAUUCACUUACUGGAACUAAAAAGUUGCCUAGCAGAAGUGCUCGACGGAAGAAAGCUCAGAGACAGCGGUUGAGGGAACGGUUAAAAUUACAAAAGGAAAAGAAGGUCCAGAUCCAUCAAAGUCCAUCGUCUGAAAAGAAUGUGCAAGAAGUUCCUGUCAAAGAUAAUAGAAGCAUAGCUUCCAAUGCACAUCAAGAACCUGUUGAAGAAAGUGAUGCAGAGGAUGACGUUGUUGCUGUGGAAAUUAGGCCAGGGCACAUUCGCUUCGAACCUCUUGGCAAAAAUCAUGCAGCUCCCCCAAAUCAAUUUCCAAUGGAAACAUUUAGGUGGAACAGAACCACCAACAAGAAGAAGAUGCAGAAAUGGGGUAUAGAGAAGACCACAUUCCAGAAAGUGGAUGAGUACAAACAAUCCAGUCAAGAGUGGUCCCGCGUUCAGAGUGCUGAGGAGAAGGAUGCACUCAUGCCCGUAGACUUUGAUAAGCUUAUAUCUUAUACAAGCUUGCCUAAGGAAGGGGAUGUCAUAGCAUAUCGAUUAAUUGAAUUAUCAUCAUCAUGGACACCCGAGAUCUCCUCCUUCAGAGUAGGGAAGAUAUCAUGGUAUGAUCCUGGACUAAAUAGUAUUCGGCUGGAACCAGUUCCUGAAUAUCCAUUUGAUUUUGGGAAGAAAGUAGAUGAGGAGGUGUCUUCUUUGCAGCCCGAUUCAUCCGCUUACGGGGAAGAUGGUUCUUUAGAGGUAGAUUAUUCAUCACUCGUUGAUGUGCGAAUGAUUAAGCAUGAAAACGCAGAGUUAGCAAAUGCAGUUACUUCCGUUGAUGUCUUGGCUGAUCUGACAAAAGCAACUGAAAGGAGUGACGAACUUACGAGUGACCAAAUUGCUAUGCAAAGUUGCCACCCGCACAAGGAAAGUGAAGGUCAUACGCCUGCUAAAGAAAACAGGGAGGUAAACGUGUGGGAUGAAAUUAACGAGGCACUAACAAGAAAGAAGGCCAAUCUGUCUCAGGAGAAUGGAUGGAAUAAACAUCAGAAUUCAGGCUCGCGAUCCUGGUCUCAUAGAUCUUCGAGAUGCAGUGCACUAGGUCCGACGGUGGCACUUUUAAGGGCGCAAAACGGUCUUGGAGGAACAAGCCAGCAAUAGGGCUGUGUGUGAUAGUCUUUUGUGUUCCCGUUCAAGAUAUUAUUAGAUGCAUUUUGCUACCGUGGACGUACAUUUAACCAACUGAUCAUCCGCAACGGAUAUCAAGUAUCCUGUUUCUAUCAUAAUAGUGGGACAGUAGUUUGGUGGCCUAUUCUUAUAAUCCAUCCUUCGAAGACUUUAUUAGAUGCAA
This is a messenger RNA of Prosopis cineraria, 2257 nucleotides long. RefSeq names its product coilin. Gene Ontology annotation, molecular function: U2 snRNA binding; U1 snRNA binding. Lineage: Eukaryota; Viridiplantae; Streptophyta; Magnoliopsida; Fabales; Fabaceae. Gene Ontology annotation, biological process: spliceosomal snRNP assembly. Bases 148 to 2067 code for a protein of 639 amino acids. Gene Ontology annotation, cellular component: Cajal body. The record is from RefSeq and is a predicted model, not a curated record. The transcript is spliced from 13 exons.